AUGGAAGAAUCUGAACUGUUUGUUUCAGAACUCGACAGGAGCAACGUGUGCGACUGGAGUAAUGGAAGCGAUUAUUGUCCCGCCGUCAGAUCUGACACUGAGGAGACAAGGACACUCGUGGGGUCAGCCCUGUCUGCAUUGUCUCCUCUGUACGAAUCCCUGAAAGUGGUUGGCAAUGAAGAGUGUGGAAACGACACUGCUCAUUUGAUGGAGUCAGCACUGAACCUGCACAUUCCAGCGCUCAAGAUGUUGGACGCGACAGCGCGGUUGCCGUCGGGACUUCUGAAUGGCAACGUGAACCAGCUGGGCGACUUCGACCAAUGCCUAGCGGCAAAUGGCAGGUACUGUCUGGCGCUUAUCGACUAUCGCGUCGACAACGAUGAGAUCGACAGCCUGAUGCACGCUCACAGAAUGGUGGAAGGCAGCCUAUCCGAUCCAGGUCACCGAAUUUCCCGCCAGUCGCUGGGGAGCUGGGCAACGUGUGUCCCACAGUCAUGCCGGCACCAGGACGUCCAGAAGGCAGUGGGGAGCAUACUUCAAGGCCGGCUGUCUGCCCUCGAGGUCAGCGUGGGCGCAGACUUCUGCCAUGCGGGCACCGACGUCACGCCUGUCACCUACGAAGACAUUAUCGCCUGGGUAGUCCUUGGAAUUAUCGUGGCUCUCGUCCUUCUGGCUGCCGUAAUUGAAGAUGGCCAUGUGGAAAACAAAGCGUGGUGGCGCCGGGUCUUGGCUGCUUUCUACGUGCGCGCCAACCUGCAGACACUGACGUCAACGGCUGCAGAACCUGAAGAUAUCCCCGGUGUGCACCUAAUGCGCUUCGUGAACAUGCUGGCCCUGCUCAUUUUUCACAAGUCCGUGGCCGCCAUGUUCGUGCCUCACGUCAACAGAACGGCCGCCGUUGAGCAACUGCAACAUCCGUGGACAGUCAUAGGAAGAACUGCCAUUGUCUACACUGAUUCAUUCAUCGUUCUAAGUGGAUUACUUACGUCGUACAGCGUCAUUGGGGAACUGGACAGAAAGAAGGGGUUCAGUGUCUUCGGGAAAGUCUGUAGCCGCGUCUUUCGGCUGCUGCCCAACCUGGUGGCUACCAUACUGGUGAGCACGUACGUGCUGCCGCGGCUCGGCUCCGGACCCCUGUGGAAGCCGCUGCUGGGACAGCACGCCGAGCUCUGCAGGAGACACAUGUGGAGGAACUUCCUCUUCGUGCAUAAUUACUACGGCUUCCCCGACAUGUGCCUGACGCACACACACCAGCUGGGCAUCGACAUGCAGCUGUUCGUGGCGGGCCUGCCGCUCCUUUACUUGUUGUGGCGCUGGCCUCGCAUCGGCCUGUACUCGCUGGCGGCCGUCGCAGGUGCCUCCACCGUGCUCAGGGCGUACGUCACCUACACACAGCGGCUGUCCACAGUCAUCUACUUUGGUGCCAACGUAUCACAGCUGUUCCGGACAGCCGACCUGUCGUACACGCUGCCUACGCAUCGCGCCACCGUCUACGUCAUGGGUCUGCUCCUGGGAUACGCACUACGCAGGUCUCCCACUGUCGCCUUCUCAAAGACGCGAGUGUCGGCGGCGUGGGUGACGGCGGCGACGGUGGCGCUCCUAGCGGCGUGCGGCCCGGUGCACAUGGGCCGGCGCGGCUACCGGUACAGCGCCGCCGCGGCCGCCGCCUACAACGCGCUGUCGCCGCUGCUGUGGGGCACCUUCGUGUGCUGGGUGCUGCUCGCCGCCAGCCUCGGCUACGCCGGCUGGGUGGGCCGCUUGGCAGCAUGGCCUGGCUUCCGCGUCUUCUCGCGCCUGUCUUACGCAAUCUACCUCACCCAGUUCCCCGUCUACUUCUACAACAUCGGAAGAACAAGAGCGACGCAGUUCUACCAUCAUACAGCGCUGUUCGAUUUAUCCGAAGUAUUUUGGAUUAUGGGAAGCUCUGUUCUGAUGACACUCCUGUUCGACAUGCCAUUCCAGAAGCUGAGGAAGCUGUUGUGGUACGAGAGUAAAACUGAGCUGAAGAAAGAGUGA
This is a messenger RNA of Schistocerca serialis cubense, 2016 nucleotides long. RefSeq names its product regulator of hypoxia-inducible factor 1-like. The record is from RefSeq and is a predicted model, not a curated record. Gene Ontology annotation, molecular function: acyltransferase activity, transferring groups other than amino-acyl groups. Lineage: Eukaryota; Metazoa; Arthropoda; Insecta; Orthoptera; Acrididae. The coding region runs from base 1 to 2016 and encodes 671 amino acids. The transcript is spliced from 14 exons.